GUAAGGCCGUUAAAAUAAAUUUAGAUUAAGUUAUUUAAUACUUUAAAUCAUUCAAAUUCAAGUGAAAAAUACCAAUUGAUUAUUUUAAUAAAGUGUACAGUCAGGUAAAAAAAUAAUCGGCAAAAAAUGUUCUCUUAUAUUGUCUUUUAAAAUUUCGGAAACAAAAAAUGCCAUACUGAAAUAAAAAUAGCCAUUUGCUGAUUACAUUUUUAUCAGGUUUCUGAAAAACAAAAAAGUGAAUAAAUCAUUCCAAAUUUAGACGCUCAAGAUGAAUUUUUGUGAUCAAACUUUUGAAACCCUCUUGAUAAUAAUUUUUUUCAAGGAAAAUUUCGUUUUUACUCGAAAUCUCAAACCUGAACUGCAAUUAGUCAACAUCGUAUUUAGGCAUGCAGAUCGGACCCCAGAAAAAUCGCUCAACGAAAUGUAUCCUAACGAUCCAAAUAUUAACAAUAAAUUUUACCCGAUGGGAGAUGGAGGACUGACUAAUAGAGGGAAACUUAGAGCAUACUCACUUGGAGUAAUUCUUCGCGAAAGAUACGAUGAAUUCCUUGGAAGCACGUAUUUUCCUGACGAUGUUUUAGCAAGAAGUACAGAUUUCGAUAGAACAAAAAUGACUUUGCAGUUAGUCUUGGCUGGAUUAUAUCCUCCAGACUCAAUUCAAAAAUGGCACCCAAAACUUAAUUGGCAGCCAAUUUCAACAACUGUAGGAAAUAUAGAAAAUGAUUCACUGUUGAUGCCAACCGGUUGUCCUAAUUUCAAAGCAGAGCAAGGAAAAGUCUUCAAACUCGCAGAAGUAGCGGAAAAAUCAACACAAUAUAACGAACUGUGGAAAAAAUUAACAUAUCUCACUGGAGAGAAAAUAGACAGUUUUAAACAUGCUCUUCGCCUCUACAAUACUCUUGUUGAAGAAAAAGCAAUGAAACUUCCGAUUCCAGAAUGGGCCGAAGAAUUAUUGGCCAGUGGCGAAUUAGCGAAAGCAGCUUCUGUUCAAAUUGAAUUAAAAAAUUACAAUACGAUUUUAAAAAAGUUAAAUGGAGGUAUUUUAUUGAAGAAAAUGUCUGAUGACAUGAUUGCAAAAAAGAAUGGUUCACUGAAAAAAGGCAAGAAAAUCGAGCUUUAUAGCGCACAUGAUAUUAAUGUUGCUGGUCAGAUUCUUGCUCUUGGUAUAGAUGAGCCGCAUCAACCAUAUUUUACGAGUGCAGUGAUAUUAGAAUUGUAUCGUAUUGAUAAGGAUUUUUACGUACAGGUUUUAUAUUACAAGGGCGACUCAUCGAAGCUAGAAAUCAAACAAAUACCAGGUUGUUUAGCCUGUUGCCCACUUGAUAAGUACGUCGAUCUUCUUAAGGACGUGACACCAUCUGGUGAUGAAUUAAAUUGUUCCUCAACUAUGUAAAAGUAUAUUUUUGUUUUUAUUUCUUUUUAUGUUUGAAAAUUGGAAAGUCAGUCACAAGUUUUUAAAUUUAAUGAAAAUAUACAUUGAAUUUUAUC
Molecule: messenger RNA, 1488 nt
Organism: Belonocnema kinseyi
Lineage: Eukaryota; Metazoa; Arthropoda; Insecta; Hymenoptera; Cynipidae
Product: venom acid phosphatase Acph-1-like
Exons: 8
Coding region: 269-1393 (374 amino acids)
Biological process (GO): dephosphorylation
Molecular function (GO): phosphatase activity
Source: RefSeq, a predicted model, not a curated record